Messenger RNA from Macrosiphum euphorbiae (potato aphid), 786 nucleotides. NCBI's taxonomy places the organism in Eukaryota, Metazoa, Arthropoda, Insecta, Hemiptera, Aphididae. The record is from the annotation of a GenBank genome assembly.
AUGUCCGAGCGAAAGCGGGAAAGCAAUUUUACCAAUGCAGAAAUUGAUUUAUUGUUGCAUUUAUGCAACACAAACAAAAAAAUAUUGGAAAAUAAAACAACCAAUGCGGUAACGUGGAAGGAAAAAAUUUUGGCCUGGGAAAAAAUCCAUACACAAUUUAAUUCUACAACCGAUGGUCCAUCCAGAUCUAUUAAAAACCUCAGAUCAAAAUAUGAUUCAAUGAAAAAAGAAGUGAGAAAAUCGGUUGCAAAACAAAAGAAGUAUGUUACUGGUACUGGUGGAGGUCCAUUCAUAAGUGAGGUAAAAUUAAGCCCUGCUUUGGAACAGUUGCAUCAAAAUAUAAAACUCAGCUCUGAUGGGUUAAUUUGCCAAUUUGACUCAGAUAGCAGUCAUAUAAAUUUAAAAAGUACUGAGGAAUUAGAUUUUUCCAUCAUGAUGGAAGAAAUAGAUGAUCCAUCAAUAUUAGAGGAAAAUAUAUUAGAUAAUAAUUCACCUACUAAUCCGACAGACACCAUACGAGUAAAUUUUAGUGAUUAUAAUGCUACAAUGCUACAGACUGGCAAGCCAAAAGAACUAAAGAGUAAAAUAAGCACAGACAUUGUUGUGGAUCAACUACCAACCUCCAGCGCAUCAUUAUUUGAAAAACUUGUAGAAAGAGAAUUGAAUUUAUUGGGAAAAAAAGAACAGGAAGAUACUAUUGAACAUCAACUACGAACUAAAAAACUUAAGUUGGAAAUCGAGAAAUUAGAAUUAGAGAUAUUGUUACUAAAAAAAUCUACUGUCUAA